This is a messenger RNA of Dibothriocephalus latus, 182 nucleotides long. NCBI's taxonomy places the organism in Eukaryota, Metazoa, Platyhelminthes, Cestoda, Diphyllobothriidea, Diphyllobothriidae. The record is from the annotation of a GenBank genome assembly.
CUACAAAGUUUCCCAUAAAGUGGACGGCACCGGAAGCCACCAUGUCGGAACACCGUUUCAGCACAAAGUCUGAUGUUUGGUCUUUUGGUAUUCUCAUAUAUGAGAUCGUCACCUACGGCUGUCCCCCCUAUCACGGCGUAUUGGGAGAUCCUUCGCUGCAAUCCCUGGAUCCGGAUAUGUAA